This is a messenger RNA of Pleurotus ostreatus (oyster mushroom), 1959 nucleotides long. RefSeq lists its product as uncharacterized. The transcript is spliced from 10 exons. Gene Ontology annotation, molecular function: glycerone-phosphate O-acyltransferase activity; glycerol-3-phosphate O-acyltransferase activity. Lineage: Eukaryota; Fungi; Basidiomycota; Agaricomycetes; Agaricales; Pleurotaceae. The coding region runs from base 1 to 1959 and encodes 652 amino acids. Gene Ontology annotation, cellular component: endoplasmic reticulum membrane. Gene Ontology annotation, biological process: phospholipid biosynthetic process. The record is from RefSeq and is a predicted model, not a curated record.
AUGUCCGACCCUCCGAAGGUUCUCCACCGUGUCAUUCGGCGUCUUGCUAGCUGGGCUGUAUGGUCGUUUUUCACCGAGGUUCACGUUAUUGGUGGAGAGAAUGUGCCCAAGCAUGGCCCAAUAAUAGUUGCCGCGACACAUCACAAUAUGAUGCUUGAUCCUGCCAUAUUGUCUGUUGCAUUCCCCUAUGCCAGAAUACUGAACUACUGGAGCAAAGCCAGUCUGUUUGGAAAUCCCAUGCUUGCCUACAUACUAUCAAGUUCCGGCAACAUUCCUGUUGACAGAAAGAGCAAAGACCGUCAGAUACUCUUCAAGGGCACGUUCGAUGCACUUUCUCGCGGAUGGGCCGUCGCGUUGUUUCCCGAGGGAACAAGCUACACGGAACCUCGGAUAAUGCAAGUCAAGGACGGCGCUGCUUGGGCCGCGCUGGAAUAUGAGAAGUGGGUUGGAGAGAACCCAGGCAAAUCCACGGAGGGUAGUGUUACUAUCAUCCCCGCAGCAAUCGUCUAUACGAAUAAAUCUAAAUAUAGGAGUAAAGUUAUCUUAGAGUAUGGGUUCUCUCCUUCGGACAUAGUGCAUACACUCAUUCACGAUGAUAACAGAUUCGGACAGCCUAUAACGAUGGAUGAAUACAGGCAACAGUUCUUCUCUAGCGAAGAUGGCGCCCCCAGGGCUGCUGCAAAGCGGCUGACGCGAACCAUUGAACGCGAGCUUAUAGAAGCAACAAUCAACGCCCCCGAUUGGGAUACUCUUUAUGCGGCAAGAAUGGCGCGCGAUAUUAUGUGGGAAGGGGACAAGUCCAUCGACUUGAAUGACUUCGUCGCCGUAUCUCAAACGCUUGUGGAUCUCUUUUCUACACCAAAUGCUACUCCUAAGAUGGCAUCCAUGAAGCGCACGUUGCUUGAAUAUUACUCGCUUCUCCAGUCUACCCACUUGACGAACUCGGUUCUAUCCUCGCUUCCGUUGCCGCGAACAUUGGAUCCAAGGCAUCCCGCGACCUUACCAAGCCGCUUUUACACACUCGCGGUUUUAUUCCGAGAUACGCUAUGGUCAUUGCUUAGUUUACCAUUCUUCGUGUUUCCCUUGAUUGUUCAUUCGCCCGUGUAUAUCAUGGGAAGACUCGGUGCUAGGUUGGUUGAAGAUGAGGAAGAGACUCAGGCCCAGAACAAGGUGCUGUUCGGGUUACUUUUCACGUUACUCAUGUAUCCUGCCUCGUUCUUUUUCUUGUGGGCCCUGUUCAUGUACACCCCGAUCGGCGCAAUACUUGCCUUCGGCACGGUUUAUUACCUAGCGGUGUACCAUAACAAGAUGAUCAAUGAUUAUUACGAAAAUGCCAAACGAGUGAUCGCAGCUUGGCGUGUACUUGUUGGCGUAUGGGCCCCAAGGCGAUGGGAAUUCUCUACUGCUGUCUUAUCGCAGUACACUACCCCCAUUGUCCCCAAGGAAAAUCCCUGGAUAGACAAACCCAAAUCGUCGACCUCAUCGCCCGCACGUAACGUCGCCGCCCCGCUUCCUUCCUCGCUAGCGUCCGGUUUAGAACCACCCGAGCCGCCCGUGUCUAGUGCCCCGAGACGGCGCCCACCUUCCCGCAGGAUCAUGCGGCACGUAUUACGUGCCAGAGUAGAAGCCGUGAAAGCGCUCGCGAUCUUCUUUGAUCAGCUGGAGAAGAAUAACCAACGUGUAUUAGCGAGCGUUCAUCUGGCCAAACUGUACGGUGGAACGGUGGAGGAACGGGCAGGCAGUUUGGACGUCACAUCGGAUGGCGUAACACCCGCGUCUGAACCGGUUGGCUGGAGGAGAGCGUCGGAAGUUAUCUCCUUCCUGACGAAGCGGAGCGCAAAGGUCCCGUCAUUGAGUUAUCGUGGAGACGCUGAUUGGGCAGCACUGAGUAGCGAGGGCGAAGGAGAGGACUCCGAGAAGGAGAAAGAUCAGGCGACUUGGGUACCCUCCAGUUCAUGA